Messenger RNA from Dromiciops gliroides (monito del monte), 4384 nucleotides. It is a transcript of the gene EVC2, whose product is annotated as EvC ciliary complex subunit 2. Gene Ontology annotation, cellular component: plasma membrane protein complex; ciliary membrane. NCBI's taxonomy places the organism in Eukaryota, Metazoa, Chordata, Mammalia, Microbiotheria, Microbiotheriidae. The coding region runs from base 92 to 4384 and encodes 1430 amino acids. The transcript is spliced from 26 exons. Gene Ontology annotation, biological process: smoothened signaling pathway. The record is from RefSeq and is a predicted model, not a curated record.
AACUUCCGAAUUCUUUCCCCAUCUGCUCCAUGGAGAGAUCUCCAGUCCAUGUCUCUCGCCGAGGGCCACGCCACUGCCGGGCUGGGACAUAAUGAGGCCAGGCAGUCCCUCGGGGGUUUGCCUCCCUCCGUGGAGUUGGAUAUGGGCUACAAACUUCUUUACGGUUUCUUUAGUCUUGCAGCUGCGUGCGCGGGCCUCGCAGGCUCCCAGCCACUUCCGGGAAAGUGCUGUGCCCAAGAUUGGGAUGGGAGCCCUGUUGGAAAACUCAAGUUUGUUUUGUAGAAGGGAUGCCUGGGAGCUCUGCAGUAAUCAGUCAGUCCUUGCAAUUUUUAGCCCACCUUUCUUCCCAUCAAAGGCUUCGCACCAUGCAGACGGAUGUCAUCCCUGGGAAGAACCCCCUGCUCUUUUCCAGGGUCUCCUGGAAGGAGCUCCUUUGGAAGAUCGGGAAUUCCCCUAUAAGAAGUUGCUUCAUGUAGAGACCUACCAUUACAACAUAACAGCUGAAGAGCCACUUGGAAUGGGAAAUGACAGAAGAACUGCAGAUUUUGACCUGCUCUUGACUUCCGCAGCCUCCGAUGAACCUUGGAGUCAUUCAGUAUUUUCUCUAAUAAGCUCAUGGACCAAGAAGACUUUAUUCAAAAGAGAUUCUUCUAUCAUGCACCACCUGCAUGAAGAUGUUUCCAGAAUUUCUGUGUCUUCUGAGUAUGGGAUAGUUUUCCAGAAAUGUGCAAUGGUGUCCCAGCAGAGCGAGGUUGAGACUGCCUCUGUGAGACUUCUCAUUAACAAUACCAAGACACCAUCCGCAGCCAAUCUCUCUGAUCUUGUCUUGCUGGACAAUAUUACAGGCCUCACUGUUCUGGAAUCCUCUGGAAAUAAGACUUCAGAAGGGUUUCAGAUAUUCAGAAAGAAAUUUCUCCAAGCUGGUGAUUUUUACUCAGUAAGCUAUCGUGCCCUGCUGAACGCCAAAGUAGCCAGAGACAGCAAGAUUCUGAGUCUCCCUGCCCAGUUAACAUUUCAGAGUCUAUCUCUGAAUAAAACACAAUUGAAGGCACUCUUGACUAUAAGAGGACAAGAAAAGAUGAAGAUUUCAACAAACCAUGGUGUCCAUGCAGCAGGAUUUUUUAUGGCAUUUCUAGUCUCAGUAGUACUCACCUGUGUCAUGUUUUUAUUUAUGUCUCAGUCCCGAUGUUUCAAAUGGAACAUCUGUAAUAAAAACAGGGUCCAGCCGGGCCCCCAUCAAGAAAGCAAGGUGGAGUACUCACAGUUCAAUUCAGUGGAUGGUGUGAGUGAAGAAUUCGCCAUAAGUGACCAAAUCAUUGACAUACUGUCAUCUGAAGAUCCAGGGACCAUGGCCCAAGCCUUAGAAGACAUGGAGAUAGCGACCCUGACUCGGGCAGAUGCGGACUUGCAGGCCUGUCGCAUGCAGAUUAGCAAAGACAUAAUUGAUGUGUUAUUGAAAAACUUGAUUCUCAGUGGCAAUCUCUCACCCCACAUGGAGAAAAGGUUAAGUUCGGUUUUCAAAAAGCAAUUUCUCAUGAUGGAGACUGAAGUACAAGAAGAGUAUGACCGGAAGAUGGUUGCUCUUACUGCAGAGUGCAACCUGGAGAUGAGAAAGAAGACAGAGGCUCAGUGUCAGAGGGAGAUGGUGGCAAUGGAGGAAGCUGAGGAGCUGCUGAAGCGUGUCAGUGAGAGAUCUGCUUUAGAGUAUAGAAAUUUGCUGCACAAUCUCCACCGACGGGAGCAGGACCAUUUGAGGAAGUCUCUCUUACUGAAACGGGAGGAAGAUUUUGCAAAAGCAUACAGGGAACUGGCAAUUUUCCAGAGAAAUGAACUACACAACAUCUUUUUUACACAGAUAAAAAAUGCAAUUCUGAAGGGAGACCUAAAGUUGGAGGCUGCUAAAAUGCUCCUUCAAGAUUAUUCUAAAAUACAGGAGAAUAUUGAAGAGUUAAUGGAUUUUUUACAAGCUAAUAAGAAAUACCACCUGAGUAAGAGAUUUGGCUACAGAGAAUACUUGAUACAAAGCAUACAGUCAUUAGAAACCCGGGACCAAAGUCUUCUGAACACAGCAACAGCUCAGAUAACAAGCCUUAUCCACAAAAAUGAGAGAGCCGGGUACUUGGAUGAAGACCAGAUGGAAACACUUUUGGCUCGAGCUCAAGCAGAAGUUCUUUCUGUUCAACACAAAUUGGAAAAUGAUUUGAAGCAAGAAAAGAAAAAACUUCACCAAAAGCUAACAAUUAAGAGAAGACGUGAAAUGAUGCAAAAGCAAAAAGAACUGAGGAAGGAACAGCUUUCCAUGAGGGAUGCUAUUAGAACCUCUGGAGAAGUUAGCCAUUACUUGAUCCACUGGCAGACCAUGCUAUCUGACCACAAUGCUGCACUGGAAGAGCUGGUUGAAAGGCUUGACCAUGAUGCCUUAGAAGAACUGAAGACCCUAAAGCAGGGACUUACCAUGAAAGCGACUGAUGAGCUGAGACGCGUCCAGAAUGGGGUGAUGACACAAGAGUUACUCAAACUCAACGUGCCCUGGCUCUUCUUGCAGCAGAUCUUAGAGGAACAUAGCAAAGAGAUGGCGAUCCAAACUGAGCAGUUUGAAGGGGAAGAAAGGGGCAAGAAUCAAGAUUAUCUCCAGAAUAUGAAGCAAAAUCUGAAUGAUGAACUGGAGAGAAAUGUGGCAGAACAGAAGGAAUUAAGGCAUUGGGAACAGCUGGUAUUCAUGAAGCUUCUGUCUUUGCCCCUUUCCUUAUCUGAAGAAGAAUUACUUAAAAUGAGGCAGGAGUUCCACAACCGCUUUGCUCAGAUGGACAACAGCUUAGCCUUGCCUAGGAUUCGGGCCAGGGUAUUGCUGCAGAAUUUUCAGUCUGAUUGGAGAGAAGCCGAGUUCCUGAAAGUGGACCAAGCCUUCACAGAUAUUCAGCAACAAUCAAAAGUCAAGAAGCAACGUACUAAGAACAAAAGGAAGAUAGACAUUUUGAAGAAAUGUGUGGAAGAUAAAAUUCACAUCUUUGCGGAAAAACCCAGUGAGGACCUCCUUGAGAAGGUUCACAGGGAGUUGCUGCUGGAAAGAGUUUACCAACUGAAGGCUCAGGAGGACAAACUUGGGGAGUAUGUGACCUCUGUGCAGCUCCAUAAGAUGACAAAGAAAUGGAAAACUCGGGAGGUUUACACCACUCUUAGUACUGUUCAGGGUUUACUGUUGGAAGAGUUGAGCACAUCAGAAACCAUGACUAAGUCAGCCUGUACUCAGAUCCUGGAGUCGCACAGCCCUGAGAUUGAAGAGCUCGAUAGGAAGCUAGAAUAUGAGUUGGUACACAGAGAGACUGUACUGCAGCAGCGGGCCAUCAUGGACAGACAGCGGUGGAAUUCUGAAGGACUUGGCCUUUUGAGCGAAACUGGAGAAAUUAAUUCAGAAAGGCAGGUUUCUGCUGUGCUGUGCCAGGCCCUGACAAAGUCUCAGAAAGUAGUACAGCUUCAUAAUCAAAGUUUAAGGGAAGAGCAGCAGAAUAGUGUUGUGCUUGAAGACUUGCUGGAGAAUAUUGAGAUGGACACAUUUUUGACCCUCUAUAACCAGGUGAUAGAACAGAGGUUGAAUGACUUCAUGUGUCACGGAUGUUGUAGAGAGGAACUCCGAUUGGCAUCUUAUUUAUCCAAACUGACAAUGGUGCCAGUGGGGAUGUUGCACAGGCUACUGAACUUGAUGCUGCCUUCAAGUUCACAGACAGAGCUUCUCUCUGUUCUGGAUGCAGUCAACGAUAAGUAUGCAGACAACCUCAUUGAAAGUGACAACAGUGAAGUGCCCACAGACAGCAAUAUGAAGAGGAAGCACCAGGAGCUGUGGGAAGCUUUAGAGAUCAAACUAAGACAAGAUCUGAUCAGCACAGGAUUAGAAAAGACACUUUCAGCUCGGCAGAAGAAAGAGAGCAAGCCAUGGCUGACAGACAUCUGCUGUGUCGCUCUGGGCCCAACUCCUGUUCUCCAGGGCAGCCCUGAUCAGAGCCCCCUGGUGGAACUUAAAUGCUUGGCCGUUCAGCUCGAGAGAGAGGAACUCAGGGUCUGGUACCUUAUUUUGCCAAGUGAUCUUCAGAAUCUUCCCAAGACAAUUCGGAUGGAAGCUAUUCAGUUUCUUGGCAUGGUGCUGGAAUACUGUCCAGGUUUCACAGGAAUACAACAAUUAGGAAGUGAGAAGAAACUACUUGUAAACAUCGCACAUUAUUUUAGAAGACUCUUGACCAAAAAUAACGACUUACCUAUAGAUCCCAUCAAGUACAGUAAUUAUCAGAUGGCUCCAGAGAACAGCAAAGAUGUUUUGGACUUACAGCAUGCUGUCAACAGAGGAAAUGGAAUCAACAGUAAACAUCGGGCCCCAGGAAACACAGCAUAG